CCGAAAGAGUGGUGACGUUGAGCAUAUUCCCACCCUCCCGCAGCAUUUUCCUCUUCUUCUCUGUUUAAUCCAUUCCACAACGCCCCCAUGUCAUCACUGAAACGACCAUUUAGCCCUACCUCUUCUAGAGUCCAGUCAUUUCGACGACGACGCCUUCUACGGCUUGUUUCCAUCUUAUCCGCAGCCACCAUCACUCUGCUUUUCUUGUCCUCAAGUUCUCCUCUAAGAAACGACGACUAUGACGACUAUGCCAACGACUACGACACGACACCCUCAAUAGGACGCGUUUUCAUCGCCGCCAACCUCUGGAAAGCAGAGCAUGUCCUCGAAUCAUACUGGAUCCCGGCUCUUGUGUCCCUCAUUAUGCUUCUUGGCAAAGACAAUGUUUUCGUUUCGAUCACCGCCAGCCCGGGAAAAGACAACACCCUCUCCAUCCUCUCAACAUUCGACAAACAGCUCAAUGAAAUGGGCAUCGCGCGCAAGAUUGUGCUGGGAUGGCAGACACACGAACAGUUUGUGAAGAACAAACCACAGGAUGGGGAUGUAGGAUGGGUUACGACACGGAAGGGGAAUCGGCGGUGGAGAAGGAUACCCUAUCUCGUGAACGUUAGGAAUGAAGCCCUAGAACCGCUUAUGGACCCCGCCGUCGUCAACGGAACCCAUUCGUUCGACAAAAUCCUGUUCAUUAAUGAUAUUUACUUCACGGCUCACCAAGCACUAGAACUCCUUCAUACCCGUGGUGGGCGCUAUGCCGCUGCCUGCGGACUCGACUUUUAUCACGACCCAACGUGGAUAUUCUACGACUCCAUGGUCAUGCGCGACUCGCAGGGUAGACGCGUCGUAAGCUCCGAAUACCCCUACUUUGGCCCAGGCAAAAGCAGAGACGCCCUCCUCCGGGGAGAUCCUGUCCCUGUGCAAUCGUGCUGGAAUGGGAUGGCUGCGUUUGACGCUAGACCUUUCUUACCCCCGAAUUCUCUGCGAUUCCGCUCCAUUGAGGAUUCAUUGGCCACAAACUAUGUGGAAGCGAGCGAAUGCUGCUUGAUUCAUGUCGAUAACCCGGAAACGGCGCGACAGGGUGUGUGGGUGAACCCUCGGGUGCGCGUUGCGUAUAAGGAAUACGCGUAUAACGCAGUUCAAGAGUGGCCGACGCUGCGGGAGGAGGUCAAAGGAUUGUUUAUCCGGGCAUGGAGCAGCUUCUUCUCGUUACCUUGGCCAAAGGCGAAGGUGGAGAAGGCGUAUGAAAAGUGGACGGCGGAGAACGCGACGAGGCACGAACCAGGGAAGUUCUGUUUAUGGGACGAGAUGCAAGUGCUGUCGAAAAAUGGAUGGACACUACUAUUGUAG
Coprinopsis cinerea okayama7#130 is the source of this 1344-nucleotide messenger RNA. RefSeq lists its product as hypothetical. The transcript has 2 exons. The coding region runs from base 364 to 1344 and encodes 326 amino acids. NCBI's taxonomy places the organism in Eukaryota, Fungi, Basidiomycota, Agaricomycetes, Agaricales, Psathyrellaceae. The record is from RefSeq and is a predicted model, not a curated record.